AUGACCCAGAACUUAUUUUUGUCCAUUCAGACAGACACCAUGGUGUCUGUCCGACUGGACGGUCUCAUCGAAUUUCUCCAAUGUCUCUCCCUUGAGGAUAGGAAUGCAUUGUCCAGGGGAUUGGGCAUUGGCAUUAACACUAGCAGAGAGACGCCUGAUGAUACCGUCACCACUGAAACGCCCCUGCCCACUCCCCCCACGGCUUCCGAUAAUUCCCCUGCUGUUACUGUGACCAGUAUGGAAGUUCCCAUUCCUACUCCCUCUACCCCUACUGCAGCUGCUCCUGCUAUUCCUGCUGCCUCUGAUCCUACCAUUCCUACUACCCCGGCUCCUACUGCGGCUGCUCCCACAGGCCAUACCACCAUCUUGGUUGAGUUCGACGAAUAUGACGACUCUGAUGAUGAGGAUUCGGCCAUGGCAGCCGCUGCACUUGCGGAUAACUCCAUAUUACAUUUUUACCAUGGAACAUACUUCAAUGUGCCUGCCGCCAAGGCCCAGGCACCCUUCUAUUGUAUCACCAGGGGUCGAUACAUUGGCGUCUUUUCAGGCUGGGAUGCUACCGGUUCAAAGGUGCUUGGCAUCUCCCGUGGUAUCUUUCACAAGGUGGACAGUAUUGAGAAGGGCAUGAACAUCAUGAAGGCCGCAAUAGAGCGUCGUGAUGCCAUCCAGGUAUUGUAA
Messenger RNA from Suillus paluster, 678 nucleotides. RefSeq lists its product as uncharacterized. The coding region runs from base 1 to 678 and encodes 225 amino acids. The record is from RefSeq and is a predicted model, not a curated record. Lineage: Eukaryota; Fungi; Basidiomycota; Agaricomycetes; Boletales; Suillaceae. The transcript has 3 exons.